Messenger RNA from Macadamia integrifolia, 1401 nucleotides. Its product is annotated as nuclear transcription factor Y subunit B-3-like. Gene Ontology annotation, molecular function: RNA polymerase II cis-regulatory region sequence-specific DNA binding; protein heterodimerization activity; DNA-binding transcription activator activity, RNA polymerase II-specific. Gene Ontology annotation, biological process: regulation of transcription by RNA polymerase II. The transcript has a single exon. The coding region runs from base 570 to 1253 and encodes 227 amino acids. NCBI's taxonomy places the organism in Eukaryota, Viridiplantae, Streptophyta, Magnoliopsida, Proteales, Proteaceae. The record is from RefSeq and is a predicted model, not a curated record. Gene Ontology annotation, cellular component: nucleus; CCAAT-binding factor complex.
GGACCCGGCAUUCGCUCCCCAUCUCCGUCUCUGCAAAAAAAAUCCAAAUUCCUCUCACCGACACCGUUCGAGCUUUUCCGGCGUCUUGUUUCCAUCUCCGAUAAGCCUCGCCGUGUCUUCCAGUUCCGGUCAAUUCUUCCCUCCACCUCCCCCUACCACAAACCUCAAAAACCCUCGUCAGGGUUCUCUUCUUCCCGAAAUUCACGCCAAAUCUUCAUCCUUUUUCAAUUCUUCUCUCUCUGUUUUAGUCGGAGAAGACUGAGACAGUCCAAAUUCUUGACUUUUUCUUCUUCUCAAUACUCAAAAAUGAAAAAUCUCUCUUGAAAUUAUGCUUCAACUGUUUCUACGGCUGAGCUCAUGACUUUGUUUUGUUGUGAGUGUGUGAAACCAAACCAAUUGGUUUUUCUUCUGAGUUUCUCAAUGACAGAGAUCCUUAGUUCAUGAUUCUUCUGUUCAUAGCUUCCUCAAUUUUUGUACUUAACUGAAAUCCUGCAACUGAAAAGGUUACUUAAAGGGUCAAGAGUAAGCAAUCUUCUCGUUCUCUCCUAAUCUCUUGGAAGCCAGAAUCGAUGGCGGACUCAGACAAUGAAUCCGGCGGUCACAAUAACAGCAACGCCAACAGCGAGUUCUCGCCAAGAGAACAAGACCGAUUUCUUCCCAUCGCCAAUGUGAGCAGGAUCAUGAAGAAAGCCCUUCCUGCAAACGCGAAGAUCUCCAAAGACGCCAAGGAAACGGUUCAAGAGUGUGUGUCGGAGUUCAUAAGCUUCAUCACUGGCGAAGCAUCCGACAAGUGCCAGAGAGAGAAACGCAAGACCAUAAACGGCGAUGAUCUACUGUGGGCCAUGACUACUUUGGGAUUCGAAGAGUACGUGGAGCCCUUGAAGAUUUAUCUCCAGAAAUUUCGGGAGAUCGAGGGAGAGAAGACUUCCAUGGGUCGUCCAGGUGAGAAAGACGGCUCCGGUGGUUCUGGUGCCGGAGGAGGAUCCUCUGGCGGUGGCAAUGGUGGUUUAGUAAAUCAGGGGAACGCCGUCGCCGGUUUCAAUGGAAGUGGGAUGUAUGGUGGGAUGCAGUCGACGAUGAUGAUGAUGGGUCAUCACCAUCAGGGCCACCAGAUGUACAGCUCCGGCCCUUAUCAUCAAAUGGCUAUGGGAGGAGGUGGUGGUGGUGGUGGCCCAGCCAAGGGCAAUUCCGCCGGCUCCGUCGGUGGUGGUGGUGGCGCCGGAGUUGGGACUGCCACUGGGAGGCCAAGGUAGGUAAUGAAUCAGUGAUGAUGAGGAUGAGCCAUUGUCCAUCGAUUAUGAUUGAGAAUUCUUUCUUUCUAUGGAUCAGAUUGGUUCUUGUUGUGUACUUGGCUGGACUUUUUUUUUUUUUUUUCUUUAAUGUGAGUUUUUGAGAGGGUUA